This is a messenger RNA of Anopheles bellator, 762 nucleotides long. It is a transcript of the gene Ufc1, whose product is annotated as ubiquitin-fold modifier-conjugating enzyme 1. The transcript is spliced from 4 exons. The coding region runs from base 118 to 627 and encodes 169 amino acids. NCBI's taxonomy places the organism in Eukaryota, Metazoa, Arthropoda, Insecta, Diptera, Culicidae. Gene Ontology annotation, biological process: protein K69-linked ufmylation. Gene Ontology annotation, molecular function: UFM1 conjugating enzyme activity. The record is from RefSeq and is a predicted model, not a curated record. Gene Ontology annotation, cellular component: cytoplasm.
CACGUCGCUAAAAUUGGUUCAUUGGAUUAAAAUUCAUAAAAAUUGGAUUUAAUUUCCAAUCGGUUUAUUGGGUUUAUUGGUGAUAUCUCGCGGCAAUUGUACUGCGUUCGAUCCACGAUGGUAGAUGACGGAACACGCAAAACCCUCAGCAGCAUUCCACUGCUCAAAACCAAGGCAGGGCCCAGAGAGAAAGAGCUAUGGGUGCAACGCUUAAAGGAAGAAUAUCAGAGUUUAAUAAUGUACGUGCAAAACAAUAAGUCCUCCGAUAUGGACUGGUUUCGACUUGAAUCGAACAAGGAGGGAACCAAAUGGUUCGGCAAAUGUUGGUAUGUUCACAAUCUGCACAAGUUCGAGUUUGAUGUAGAGUUCGACAUCCCGGUAACUUAUCCGACUACGGCACCGGAAAUAGCGCUACCCGAACUGGAUGGGAAGACAGCGAAGAUGUACCGCGGGGGAAAGAUUUGUCUCACUGACCACUUUAAGCCACUGUGGGCGAGAAAUGUCCCGAAAUUUGGAAUUGCACACGCCAUGGCGCUAGGGCUUUCUCCAUGGUUGGCAGUGGAAAUCCCGGAUCUAAUAGAAAAAGGCGUCAUCUCGUACAAGGAAAAGGGUGAGACGUCGGGAUAAUAGUUGACCGCUUCAAGGCGUUUCGUCCUGUGGUUUCCGUGGUCUUCGCUUAAUGGCUGCUCCUGGUAUUGAACAUACACGAUAAAGAGAGUUCGGAAAGCAAUAAAAAUGGAAAACCAGUGUCUGCCAGUUUCU